AUGGAUCUUCAUCUAUGGAUUAUAACGAAGAUGAUGGUCAUUUUGUCUGAAGUAAUUUUCUUGCUUAGAGUUAGUGAUGCAACUCAAAAUGCUAGAUUUGAUGAAAAUUAUAAGAUAAUUUGGGGAAAUCAGCAUGUUCAACUUCUUAAUCAAAGGCAAGAAGUUCAGUUGACAUUGGAUAAAUCCUCAGGUGCUGGAUUUGGGUCAAAAUUAUACUUUGGAUCGGGAUGCUUUCAAAUGAAGAUUAAGCUACCGGCUAGAGAUUCCGGUGGUAUUGUUACUGCAUUUUAUUUAUUUCUAAAUACAACUGUUCACGAAGAAAUGGACUUUGAGUUCCUGGGAAAUCGGCCGGAUUUCCAUUACUACAAAUUGCUAUGGAACGACCAUCAAGUUGUGUUCUUUGUAGAUGACACACCAAUAAGAGUAUAUAAGAACAACAUAAUUAGAGGUGUUGGGUACCCUAAUCAUACAUUGCAAGUGAUUACGAGCUUCUGGGAUGGAUCAAGUUGGGCUACUGAUGGUGGAAAAACGAAGGUUAAUUAUUCAAAUGCACCAUUCCACGUCAAUUUCCAAGAUUUUAACAUUGAUGGGUGCAUCUCGAUGCCGAAUAGUCCUAAUAAGGAUUGUGCUUCUCAAAAGUAUUGGUGGAACAAUAAAAAAUAUUGGCAAUUGAACCCCCAACAACUGAAAUCAUUAGAAAAUGUAAGAAAAAAGUAUAUGACAUAUGACUAUUGUACUGAUAAGAGUAGGUAUCCUACCCCUCGUCCAGAGUGUAGUUAAAAAUGAUGGGUAAUAAUUUGUAUUACAUUAAUUAGAUAUUUUAUAACUAUAGAAAUAAAACUAAAUGAUUAUGGUCUAUCAUUUCGUAAGAUGUACAAAUU
This is a messenger RNA of Lactuca saligna, 881 nucleotides long. The record is from the annotation of a GenBank genome assembly. NCBI's taxonomy places the organism in Eukaryota, Viridiplantae, Streptophyta, Magnoliopsida, Asterales, Asteraceae.